AUGAAUUUUUCACCGGAUAACCCAUAUACUCAACAUAAUAAAGAUAUUAUUAAUAAGCCUUUGCAACAAGAAAAAACAAUUGUUAUCGCACCACCUCCAAAGAAACAACCGAGAAAACUUUGUAUUGGAAACACGUAUUCUUCUAACAUUGAUUUUGAAGUCGCAGACCCUGUAAUUGUUGUUGAUUCAACGAUACCAGAAUGUGAUCGUUUUCGUAUGAUAAGGAUAAAAGUUGAUGCUGAAAAUAACCCAUUUGUAAAUUGGAAAAUUAUGCCAAGCGACUUCAAAGUUCCCGAAAAUUAUCACGCACGAUGCAGUAAAACAGAAACAACAAUUAACGAAGAACGUAUACGUAUUGAUGCAUUUUCUGUUAUUCCUAAGAAUAUGAAUUCAGAUGCGUUUUUUGAGAUGGAAAUAGAACUUAAUGAAGGGUUCAGUUAUUGUGUUUUUAAUUGUCAAGAAGAAUCUGAUGAAGAGUUGCAACCGAAAAAACAGGAUAUAACCGAAAUACACGACGAAGAUACAUCUGAUGAAAGCACAGUUUUAUCUCAAGACGGAUAUCCCAAUAAUGAAGAGACAACACAGGUAUCUUGA
Messenger RNA from Racocetra fulgida, 594 nucleotides. NCBI's taxonomy places the organism in Eukaryota, Fungi, Glomeromycota, Glomeromycetes, Diversisporales, Gigasporaceae. The record is from the annotation of a GenBank genome assembly.